GGCGUGGUGGAAGGACACAGUGAGGUUCUCACCUCCGCCCCCCGCCCGUCGCUCGCAUCCCCAGUUCCAUCAAAGCCAACACGGACCAGCGCAGGGAUCUCCGAGUUGCGAGUGUGCUGAGGCUGGGACUGUCACUCAUUCUCCGCUCAGCGCGUGAGCACAGCUCGGCAGUGGCUGGCAGGAAACAAUUCUGCAAAAAUAAUCAUACCCAGCCUGGCAAUUGUCUGCUCCUUGGUCCGUUGCUCCGCCGCCGUCCACAGUCGCUAGCAAAGGGAAGGCACAGAAUUUACCGCGGCCAGAACAUCCCUCCCAGCCGGCAGUUUACAAUGCUGCGAACUACGGACCUCAUCUGGACUUUGUUUUUUCUGGGGACCGCAGUUGCCCUGCAAGUGGAUAUUGUUCCCAGCCAAGGAGAAAUCAGUGUUGGAGAGUCCAAAUUCUUCCUGUGUCAAGUGGCAGGAGAAGCCAAAGAUAAGGAUAUCUCCUGGUUCUCCCCAAAUGGGGAAAAGUUGAGCCCGAACCAGCAGCGGAUCUCAGUGGUGUGGAACGAUGACGACUCCUCUACACUCACCAUCUACAAUGCCAAUAUUGAUGAUGCUGGCAUUUACAAGUGUGUGGUCACUGGCGAGGAUGGCACCCAGUCCGAGGCCACUGUCAACGUGAAGAUCUUCCAGAAGCUCAUGUUCAAGAAUGCCCCAACCCCACAGGAGUUCAAGGAAGGGGAAGAUGCGGUGAUUGUGUGUGAUGUGGUCAGCUCUCUGCCCCCAACCAUCAUCUGGAAACACAAAGGCCGAGACGUCAUCCUGAAAAAAGAUGUCCGAUUCAUAGUCCUGUCCAACAACUACCUGCAGAUUCGGGGCAUCAAGAAAACAGAUGAGGGCACUUACCGCUGUGAGGGCAGAAUCCUGGCCCGGGGGGAGAUCAACUUCAAGGACAUUCAGGUCAUUGUGAAUGUACCACCCACCGUCCAGGCAAGACAGAGCAUCGUGAAUGCCACUGCCAACCUGGGCCAGUCUGUCACCCUGGUGUGUGAUGCUGAUGGCUUCCCAGAGCCUUCCAUGAGCUGGACAAAGGAUGGGGAACCCAUAGAAAAUGAGGAGGAAGAUGAUGAUAAGCACAUCUUCAGUGACGACAGUUCUGAGCUGACCAUCAGGAACGUGGACAAAAAUGAUGAAGCUGAGUAUGUCUGCAUUGCUGAGAACAAGGCUGGCGAGCAGGAUGCAUCCAUCCAUCUCAAGGUCUUUGCAAAGCCCAAAAUCACCUAUGUAGAGAAUCAGACAGCCAUGGAACUAGAGGAACAAGUCACUCUUACCUGUGAAGCCUCGGGAGACCCCAUCCCCUCCAUCACCUGGAGAACUUCCACCCGAAACAUCAGCAGUGAAGAAAAGGCUUCGUGGACUCGACCAGAGAAGCAAGAGACUCUGGAUGGGCACAUGGUGGUACGCAGCCAUGCUCGUGUGUCCUCCCUGACCCUGAAGAGCAUCCAGUACACAGAUGCUGGAGAAUACAUCUGCACUGCCAGCAACACCAUCGGCCAGGACUCCCAGUCCAUGUACCUUGAAGUUCAAUAUGCACCCAAGCUUCAGGGCCCUGUGGCUGUGUACACAUGGGAAGGGAACCAGGUGAACAUCACCUGUGAGGUCUUUGCCUACCCAAGUGCCACCAUCUCCUGGUUCCGAGAUGGUCAGUUGCUGCCAAGCUCCAACUACAGCAAUAUCAAGAUCUACAACACCCCGUCUGCUAGCUACUUGGAGGUAACCCCGGACUCAGAAAAUGACUUUGGAAACUACAACUGUACUGCAGUGAACCGCAUUGGACAGGAGUCCUUAGAAUUCAUCCUCGUUCAAGCAGACACACCGUCUUCUCCAUCCAUCGACCGGGUGGAACCAUACUCCAGCACAGCACAGGUGCAGUUUGAUGAACCAGAAGCCACAGGUGGGGUGCCCAUCCUCAAAUACAAGGCUGAGUGGAAGCCACUGGGUGAAGAAAUGUGGCAUUUCAAGUGGUAUGAUGCCAAAGAAGCUAACAUGGAAGGCAUUGUCACCAUCAUGGGCCUGAAGCCUGAAACAAGGUAUGCAGUACGACUGGCAGCCCUCAACGGCAAGGGGCUGGGUGAGAUCAGCGCAGCCACUGAGUUCAAGACACAGCCAGUCCACAGUCCUCCUCCACUGGCUCCUGCUAACUCUUCCGCCCUUGCUCCGUUGUCUUCACGAGCUAGGGAACCCAGUGCACCCAAGCUGGAAGGACAGAUGGGAGAGGAUGGGAACUCCAUCAAGGUGAACCUGAUCAAGCAGGAUGACGGAGGCUCACCAAUCAGACACUAUCUGGUCAAGUACAGAGCGAAGCUUGCCUCUGAGUGGAAACCAGAAAUCCGGCUCCCUUCUGGCAGUGAUCACGUCAUGCUCAAAUCCCUGGACUGGAACGCUGAGUAUGAAGUAUCUGUGGUAGCUGAGAAUCAGCAAGGAAAAUCCAAGGCAGCUCAUUUUGUGUUCAAGACCUUAGCACAGCCCACAGCCAUCCCAGCCAAUGGCAGCCCCACCACAGGCCUGAGCACCGGCGCCAUCGUGGGCAUCCUCAUUGUCAUCUUCGUCCUACUCCUGGUGGUCAUGGACAUCACCUGCUACUUCCUGAACAAGUGUGGUCUGCUCAUGUGCAUUGCUGUUAACCUGUGUGGCAAAGCUGGGCCCGGAGCCAAGGGAAAAGACAUGGAGGAGGGCAAGGCUGCUUUCUCGAAAGAUGAGUCCAAAGAACCCAUCGUGGAGGUCCGAACAGAGGAGGAACGGACCCCAAACCAUGACGGAGGGAAGCACACAGAGCCCAAUGAGACCACACCGCUGACAGAGCCCGAGCUGCCUGCUGACACCACAGCCACUGUCGAGGACAUGCUGCCUUCUGUCACCACCGUCACCACUAACUCUGACACUAUCACCGAAACUUUUGCCACUGCUCAGAACAGCCCCACCAGUGAGACCACUACACUGACCUCCAGUAUUGCCCCACCGGCCACAGCUGUGCCGGACUCAAAUUCUGUACCCGCUGGUCAGGCCACCCCUUCCAAGGGGUCUGGUGUCACUGCUGCAUCCUCACCCCCAGCCUCGGCCCCAAAGGUUGCUCCUCUUGUUGACCUGAGUGAUACCCCGACCUCAACUCCCUCUGCUAGCAAUCUGUCCUCCACUGUCCUGGCUAACCAAGGAGCUGUACUCAGCCCCAGCACCCCUGCCAAUGCGGGGGAGGCCUCCAAGGUCCCUCCACCCAGUAAGCAGUCCCCUGCUCCAACCUCCACCCCAGCUGGGGCGGCCAGCCCCUUAGCAGCAGUAGCCGCCCCUGCCACAGAAUCCCUCCAGGCCAAGCAGGAAGCCCCCAGCACCAAAGGCCCGGACCCAGAGCCCACCCAGCCUGGCGCCAUGAAGAACCCACCUGAGGCAGCCACAGCCCCUGCUAGCCCGAAGAGCAAGGCUGCCUCCAUCAGCACCACAAACCCUUCCCAGGGCGAGGACUUAAAAAUGGACGAAGGGAACUUCAAGACCCCAGAUAUUGACCUUGCAAAGGAUGUUUUUGCAGCCCUGGGCUCUCCUGCUCCUGCCACUGGAGCCAGUGGACAAGCCUCUGAGCUUGCUCCUUCCACUGCAGACAGCGCUAUGCCACCUGCACCAGCAAAGACCGAGAAGGGUCCUGUAGAAGCAAAGUCUGAAUCCCAGGAGUCAGAAGCAAAGCCAGCACCAACUGAAGUCAAGACGGUCCCCAAUGAUGCCACACAAACAAAAGAGAAUGAGAGCAAAGCAUGAUGGGUACCUAGCAACAAGCAAAGAUGAAAAUAAAGUGACACAGCGGCUUCACCAGAGCAUCCCCAAAUCUCUCUCUUCCUCUCUCUCUCUCUUACACACACACACACACACACACACACACACACACACACACACUCAUUCCUCUAGUGUCUUGCCUUUAAAAAAACAGAUAAACAUGGGAUCGCCUUUUUGUAGGUUUCUAGAAAGGGCUCCUUUGUGGCACACUCACUUCUAAAAAAAAAAUAAAAAGAGAGACAAAAAGGUUAAACCCACAGCCAAACUAGGACACUCCGUUCCCUGAAACCAUUUAAAAAU
Molecule: messenger RNA, 4100 nt
Organism: Phodopus roborovskii (desert hamster)
Lineage: Eukaryota; Metazoa; Chordata; Mammalia; Rodentia; Cricetidae
Gene: Ncam1
Product: neural cell adhesion molecule 1
Exons: 22
Coding region: 327-3785 (1152 amino acids)
Biological process (GO): cell adhesion
Cellular component (GO): membrane
Molecular function (GO): protein binding
Source: RefSeq, a predicted model, not a curated record